AUGCUGCCAACCCUCCUCCUAGCAGGAGCGUACCUCCUCGCACCAGCAACAGCAGCCCUGACCUAUCGCGGCGCGGACAUUUCCUCAUUAAUCGUGGAGGAAAAUGACGGAAUCUCAUACAAGAAUUCAGCGGGCACAACCCAGGUCUUGGAAAAGAUUCUUUCAGGCGCUGGAAUCAACUCCGUUCGUCAGCGUGUUUGGGUGAAUCCUAGUGAUGGCAGUUAUGAUCUAGACUAUAAUGUCAAAUUGGCCAAAAGGGUGCAGAAUCAGGGGAUGUCGACGUAUCUUGAUUUGCAUUAUAGUGAUACUUGGGCAGAUCCGAGUGCUCAGACAACUCCAUCCGGCUGGUCUACCACCGACAUCAGCACCCUAGCAUGGCAGGUAUACAACUACACGCUAGAAGUAUGCAACGAAUUCGCCGCCAACGACCUAGACGUCGAAAUCGUCUCCAUCGGCAACGAAAUCCGCAACGGACUCCUCUGGCCCCUCGGUAAAACAACCAGCUACAGCAACAUCGCUCGAAUCCUACACUCAGCAGCUUGGGGCGUGAAGGACUCCGAUCUAUCAACCACUCCCAAAAUUCUCAUCCACCUGGACAACGGCUGGUCAUGGGAUCAACAGAAAUACUUUUACGACACGGUGCUCGCAGCUGGAACGCUGGUCUCGUCUGAUUUCGACUAUAUCGGCGUUUCAUAUUAUCCGUUUUAUAAUAGUGCUGCAACACUGGCGUCGUUGAAGACUAGUCUUACGAAUCUGAAGUCGAAUUAUGGGAAGGAUGUUGUUGUUGUUGAGACUGAUUGGCCUUAUUCGUGUCCGUCGCCGGCUUAUGCUUUUCCUAGUGAUUUGUCGAGUAUUCCUUUCAGUGUUGCGGGGCAGCAGAGCUUUUUGACGAAGCUUGCGGCUGUUGUUUCGGCUGUGGGUGGGUUGGGGAUUUAUUAUUGGGAGCCGGCUUGGGUUGAUAAUGCUGGGUUGGGGAGUAGCUGUGCUGAUAAUUUGUUCUUUAGUUGGUCGAAUGAUCAGGUCAGGGCUAGUUUGAGUACGCUUGGUGGGUUGUGA
Messenger RNA from Penicillium cosmopolitanum, 1056 nucleotides. Its product is annotated as arabinogalactan endo-1,4-beta-galactosidase. Gene Ontology annotation, molecular function: glucosidase activity. Bases 1 to 1056 code for a protein of 351 amino acids. The transcript has 2 exons. NCBI's taxonomy places the organism in Eukaryota, Fungi, Ascomycota, Eurotiomycetes, Eurotiales, Aspergillaceae. Gene Ontology annotation, biological process: pectin catabolic process. The record is from RefSeq and is a predicted model, not a curated record.